CGGAACAGAUGGGUAGAAUAGUUCGAGGAACUCCUGAAUAGGCCGGCUCCAAUGAAUCCACCGGACAUCGAAGCGGCACACACAGAUCUUUCCAUAGACGUCAACCCACCAACGAAGGAAGAAAUCAGAAUGGUCGUCAGACAAAUCAAGAACGGGAAAGCAGCGAGUCCGGACAACAUACCAGCUGAAGCACUGAAGUCAGACAUCGAAGCAACCACAAACAUGCUUUACCUUCUAUUCAAAAAGAUUUGGGAGGAGGAACAAGUGCCGAUGGACUGGAAAGAAGGGAACCUCGUCAAGAUUCCAAAGAAAGGAGGUCUGAGCAAAUGUGAAAACUAUAGAGGCAUUACACUGCUGUCAAUACCAGGGAAGGUCUUCAACAGAGUGUUGCUGAACCGGAUGAAAAAUGCAGUAGACGCCCAACCUCGAGAUCAACAAACUGGAUUCCGUAAGGAUCGAUCAUGCACAGACCAAAUUGCGACACUACGGAUCAUCGUCGAACAAUCAGUUGAGUGGAACUCAUCACUAUACAUCAACUUCAUUGAUUAUGAAAAGGCAUUCGACAGUGUAGAUAGGAGGACAUUAUGGAAACUUCUUCGACACUACGGAGUUCCUGAGAAGAUAGUCAACAUUAUCCGGAACUCAUACGACGGACUACAGUGCAAAGUCGUGCAUGGAGAACAGCUGACAGAUGCAUUCCAAGUGAGGACCGGAGUCAGACAAGGCUGUUUACUCUCUCCCUUCCUCUUUCUUCUGGUGUCGACUGGAUUAUGAAGACCUCGACA
Schistosoma margrebowiei is the source of this 785-nucleotide messenger RNA. The record is from the annotation of a GenBank genome assembly. Lineage: Eukaryota; Metazoa; Platyhelminthes; Trematoda; Strigeidida; Schistosomatidae.